AUGUCGAAAUUUAUAAUCACAGGGGUAGUUCUUUUGUCCCUUACUUCAUGGCCUUUAUCAAUUGCACUAAGUCAAUUGAGUUGUAUGAAAAUCCAACGCAAUGUUUUCAUUACUGGAGCCGGUUGUUUUUUGGCUGCAUCUAUUGGGACUUUUUUUCUCUUUAGAAGAUACUUCAGGAAUGUUGACCCAAUGAUAUACCGUAAGUCUUAAAUGCACUUAUUUCAAUAUUUAUAAACUGAUUAUUUUAUUCAUUGUUUUCUAUGACUUCAGUGAUCUACGCGCCUCAUAUUAAUUGUGCCGCGUCCCUGACCUACUUUCGGAAUUUGAUAAAUUUAAGUUUAAUCGGGAAGUUAAAUAAUGCCCAGUCCAGGCUCUACUAGCUCUAAAUUGCCGAAACUCUCUUCAACUAAUGCAAUGCUAAUUUUAUACUUAACAUCUUUUAGUCAAUUAAGAUUAUUUGUUUAAAAAAUUAAAUAAAAAUUCAAAGGACACUUCCUGCUCUAAUUUCUAAGAAGGUCAGGUUUGCCAACUCAACAAUAAAAAUACUAAAUACCGUAAAAUUUGCGCCUACCUCUACUUCUACCCACUACUCAGUGGGGUAUCUAGGGGGGCGGGGGGGGGGUGUCACUGGGUGGCACAAUUUUAGAGUGACACCCAAUUGAAAAAUUGCAUAUUUACAGAGCACAGGCUUGGUUUAACCGAGAUUCACAAAAGAUAACCGAUCACAUGUACAUGACUGUACAUUUUUCACAAAUGUAACAAAUCCAAAUAAAUGCUUUACUUUAUACUUAAUUAAAACUUCAAGGUUGGUGCGUCAGAAAUGAGUUGACCCUAUGAUUAGUAUUAGGUCAGAAAAACACAGUCAUAAAUUAUUCAACGCCGAUUGAAGUGUUCAGUAACUUUCGUAACUGACAUGAAGCUAUAUUAAUCAAAAUUGUGAGAAAUAAGGCUUUCUAUUGUUGAUAUCAAAUAAGAUUCUAAGUACAAGAAUCGAUUCGCUAAAAAUUUUAACCUAUUUAUACUAAUUUAUAGGGUUAAAAAUAAAUUGUUUUCACUCUUUUAAUUAUUAAUUCUUAUUUAUUUAUAUUAAAAAAAACAAAGUUUUUGGAGAAAGAAAUAUAAAUAUAUCGAACCCAGAAAUACUCAAAAAUUCAUAUUUUUCCAGAUUCGUCACUAGUACCGCCCAUUAACAUUUGAGCACAAUUGUCAUAUUUCGACUGGGUUUUAUCAGUUGCCACCUCUCUGUGUUGUAUUUUGGAUAGUGUUCUGACAGUUUUUUUUUAACUGUCAUAAGUAAUAAUUUUGUUUGUUGUCUUGAACACGACAAAAUUAAAGCAUUUUUAUUGUUCAAGAUUGUUUGAGCGAAAAGCAAAAAAAACAACGUGACUCUCUAAAAUCCCUAGGAUUGUUGCUUUGAUAUGUAAAGAAAGAAAAUGCUGACCAGGGUUCAUCUAAAGAUGUUCCUCGGCCUACCAUUGAUACUGAUUCCACCGAUACCAGCAGCAUGCAUUAUAUAGAACAGCAAAUAGAGCAGAAAAUGAAAGAGAUUGACCUGGAAUUUCAAGUGAAAGACGUGGAUGGUUUGGAAACAUAAAUGUCUACUGAUAAUUUUUAUUCUAACCAGGAUACUAAUGCAGAAACAACAUCCAAAUUUGUUUCUGGCUUUGAUAAGUGAUGGAACUGAGCCCAAAAUUACAAAAUCAUGAGGCAUCGAAAGAGCACCCAUGUUGCCUUGAAAAGUGGAAAGCAUUGUCAGCAGGUUUUCGGAUACAUAAAACAAUUGAUGCCAAAAGUAUCGCUGUGAUGGACAGGGAGAAGAAAAGUUGAGGGAUAUCCUGCACAGGUUGCUGGAUAUCACAUUUUUUCUUGCAUCACAAAAUCUGGCAUUUCGUUCCAACAACGAAGAUGAAUCUUCAUUAAAGUAAAUUUUAUAAAAUGUAUGAGAUGCUAUCUAAAUAUGACACAGUGCUGAAAGAGCACCAAAUGAGACUAAAUAGGAGUACAUCUACAGUGAAAGCAUCCCCAUCUUACCUUUUGCCAACCCAAAAUUAAGUUAUAAAUGUCCUAGCAAAUCAUAUGAAGGAGAUUCUUGAUCAUGCAUAUAAAGGCUGCAAGGUAUUUUGGAAUUAUGUUCGACAGUACACCUAAUGUAUCACACACUGACCAGAUGUCUGAAAUGAUCAGAUAUGUGAAAAUCUACAGUGGGAAAGUUAAAGCGAGAGAAGUGUUUUUGUAAUUUUUCCCGUUAAGAGGGAAAAAAAGCUGAUGACCUCAGUUCUGACAGUCUUACAAAUCUAAAACGUGAUGGAUUAAUUAAAUAAUAAGCAAGCGAUUUUUAAUGGAUGUUUGGGCCAUUCGCUUAACUUGUGUGGUUAAUAUUCUUUUGCCGAAAAUGCUUCAUGUGUUUACAUUUUUCGGUACUCUUGAAAGAAUAUUUUCCUUCUUUGCUGCAUCCACUCAUUGAUGUGAUGUUCUAAUUCAGUGGUUCUCAACCUUUCUUGUGCCGAGACCCUUUAAUACAGUUUCUCGUGUCAUGGCGACCCCCAGCCACACAAUUAUUUUUGUUGCUACUUCAUAGCUGUAAGGAUAUGUGUUUUCAGAUGGUCUUAGGCAACCCCUGGAAAAGGGUCCCGCGACCCCCAAAGGGGUCGCGACCCACAGGUUGAGAAACGCUGUUCUAAUUGAACACACUGUAAUGUCGACAAAAAGACGGUCAACAAAGUGUUGGAGUGCGAUUGAAGCUCUGUGUAAGCCUCUUGAAAAUUAGGAUACAAGAUGUACAGCACAAGGUCUUUUACAUACUGUCUUUGAUUUCACGUUUAUCUGCUAACUUUACCUUGGGCUGAUCUACUUGAGGAAGUUAAUCUUACACAGCAGUAUCUGCUAAUUAAAGGCUUUACUCUCGACAAAGUGGUGACAAACCUAGGGGCCUUAAGAUUGUUUCUGCACAAAAGCGCUGUCAUUUGGUGGAACAUGCUAUUGAAAAGGCACUUUUAAAAUCAGACCAAUAUGGAAUUUCUGUAGAGAAAAUAUUAAGGUUUAAGAAGGUUUUUGUUCUUGUCAUUGUUUUACUAUGGACUUAUUUUAUCAAGAAGCAAUCCAUCAUGGAAGUUGGGGCCCAAGGGGGAGGGUGGGGGGGGGGGGGUGAGACACCUUGAGUUUACUGCACCGGGUGACACCAACCCUAGCUACACCAUUGCCCCUACUAUUCCCUUUCCUUCAGCUUCAAGUCAUACUGUAAUAAUAUUUUAGUAAUAACUAAUAACUUAGACUUAUUAGGUGUUACUGUACCUUAUUAGUAGUAGUGAGAUUUGAGGGCUUAACCAGUUAGCUUAGAAGUAGUAGUAGUAGACAUACAGAAAGAUAUUUUAUUUUAUUAUUAAAUCUUAAAUUAUUAUUUUUUUACCAACAAUUAAUUUUUUUAAUGACAACAGACUCACUGUGGUUUCGGUAAUUUUUAUUUGUCUCACUGUCUCACCCUAAGCCCUGUGACUUAAUAGUAGGUCUACAUUUUCCCAGACCCACUCUCCCACUUUCAGGAUACAAAUAACAAACAUAAUAAUUUUCUGGGGAGGGGAUACCUCUCCCCCCACCUCAUUUAGAGGUCUUCCUUUUUGGGGUUAGCAGUACUCAUUUUAACGUUUGGGUUAGUUUAGCCAGGGGGGUGCGGGGGGGGGGGGGUGUGGACCGCACCGAAAAAUUGCAUUUUUACAUAGCACACAGUUCUCGGUCUAACCGAGAUUCAUAAAGGAUAGCCGAUCACAUAUACAUUUUUUCACAAAUGUAACCAAUCCAAAUGCAGGCUUUAUUAAAAGUUCAAGGUUGAUGCGUCAGAAAUGUGAUGACCCUAUGUAUAGCUCAGAAAAACGCAUUCAUUAUUCCAUGCCGUUUGAAGUGUUCGGUAACUUCCUUUUUCAAUCUUUUAAUGAUUAAUUCUUAUUUAUUUAAAUUUAAAUAAAGAAAAGUUUUUUCUGAAGACAUAUAUAAUAUUAUACAUCAAAACCCAAAAGGUAUCUUGCCUUUCACCAGAAAUCCAAACUGAAUUUAUAAGCGUCAUUGCAAAUCAUGUGAAGGAGUUUUUUAUCAUGGAUCUAAACCCUGCGAGGUAUUUUGGAAUUAUUUUCGAAAGUACACCUGAUAUAUCACACAGUGACCAGAGGUAUGUAGUGAUCAGAUAUGUGAUAAUCCACAAUGGGAAAGUUGAAAAGAGAGAAAUGUUUUUUGCAUUUUUCAUGUUAAGAUUGAAAAAAAGCUGAUGACCUCAGUUCUGACAUUCUUACAAACUAAAGCGUGAUGGACUAGACAUAAUGAUGUUCAGAGCUAAGGGUUAAGAUAAUGCUGCCCUAAUGUAUGGAAUCCAUGGAGGUGUUCAAGCCAUUCGGAAAAAAAAAAGAUAAGAAAGCAAUUUUUAAGGAUGUGUGGGCCAUUCACGUGUGUGGUCAACACUCUUUUGCAGAUAAUGCUUCAUGUAUUACAUUAUUUGCUACUCUGGAAAGAACAUUUUCUUUCUUUGCUGCAUCCAAUAAUCGAUGGAAUGUUCUAAUUGAACACACUGGAAUGUCGGUAAAAAGACAGUCAACAACGCGUUGGAGUGCUCAUCAUGCUACUCUUAAAACAGUGAAAGAUAUGUUUGAUGAAUUCUGGGAGGCGAUUAAAGCUCUAUGUUAUCACCUUGUAAAAAUUUGCAUACAAGAGGUUAAGCACAAGAUCUUUUACAAUUUGUCUGUGAUUUCACGUUUAUCUGCUACCUUUAACUUUGGGCUGAUCUACUUGAGGAAGUUAAUCUUACACAGCAGUAUCUGCAGACUAAAGGCUUUACUCUUGACGAAGUGGUGACAAACCUAGAGGCAUUAAGAUUGUUUCUGCACGAGAAGCGCCGUCACUGGGUGGAGAAUGGUAUUGAAAAGGAACUUUUAAAAUCAGACCAAUAUGGAAUUUUGGCAGAGAGAAGAUUAAGGUUUAAGAAGAGAAUGCCAGGAUAACAAUAAUUAGUAGAUGCUGGACUCCAUCUGCGAGAAGAAAACAGUAGGGAGAUGCUGGAGUGUAUUGAUCGCUUUCAAUCUGAACUCCACAUCAGAUCAUCAGUGAUCAAGGAAGUACCAGAUAUUUUUGGGUCUGUUCAACCCAAGAGUCUAGUAUCAGCACGUGAAGAAGAUUUAUUGGUGUCCAUUCCAAAAGUAACUUCUUUCAAUGAUGAGUAAUCAGAAGAUGAACUUUUAAAAGAAAUAUCAAGGCUUAAAAGACAUCUAAAAGCAGCUGAUUUCUCAAAGUCAUGGACUGGUCAGUAUUUUAUUUUUUGAAAUUCAAAGCUGAAUGGGACUUCCUAGAAUCUUUUCCAAUACUCUCGCUUUAAUUUUUUCUUACGACAUGUGUGUAUGUGGCUUCAUGUGAGCGGAGCUUUUCAAAACUAAGGCUUAUCAAGAAAUAUUUAUGAUCCACCAUGUGACAGUCAAGGUUUUCUGAUGUGGCUCUGCUGUCAAUUGAAAGUGAUACAGUGAAAAACAUUGAUUUUGAUCAAGUGAUUGACAGGUUUGCACUCUUUGAAGACAAGGAAAGGAAAAUUUUAAAUUGUAAAUUUAAAGUAAAUACAGCUAUAACUUAACGUUUUUAAAUAUAUUAACUUCAUGAACUUUGAUUUAUUUGUUUUUGUUCUUGUUAUAUCGUGGAGUUAUUUUAACAAGAAAAAAAUCAUCCCGCGUUGAUAGGUGAUGUACUGAGUGUGUCAUCACUUACCGCGUUGAUAGGUGAUGUACUGAGUGUGUCAUCACUUUGGGGGGGGGGGGCGGGUGGUGACACCAUGAGUUUACCGCACCGGGUGACACCAACCCUAGCUACGCCACUGAGUUUAGCGAUAACAUUUUGCUUCACAAUAGGCCUGAAUUUCCCCAGACCCCCUUCCCCACUUUAAGAUAAAAAUGACAAACAAAAAUAACAUUCCUGAGGAGGGGAGGGACCCCCCACACCUCAUUUUGGUAUUAAGGCGUCCUCAUUUUUUGGGAUUAGUUGAACACAUUGUUAGGGUUUUGACUAGGUUUAGCAAUAAAAUUUUGCUAAGGACAAAAUUAUUUAUUUGUAUCUGGUAUCUGCUAUCUUGACCUUUUUUUUGUGACUGCUAUUUUGUUGCGGAUGAAGGGAAGUGUAGGCCUACUGACUGUGGAGUAUUUGCACUUAGGGUGAGACAAUAGCCAAAACCUUUACUAUAAACUAAACAUUUACCAUAAGUUUUUAAGGACACAUUUUUGAUAUUUAAAUAUAGAGCUGAAGUUAAAACUAUUUGCGUCAUGAAUGGCAUAGGUGACCUUAUGUCUAACACUAUACCCAAUUUAUAUAUUGUAUCAAUUCAAAGCUCUAUAAAUAGCCUCUGUUACUAUUAUAGUCCUAAAGUUAAAAUAAUAUAUGUUAUGUCACAAAGUUGAAUAAGUCCUAUUUAUAAAACAUAUAACUCUGUAAGUUUUUCUGUUUAUGAUCAUACAAUCGUACAAGUGUAAAGCAAUCAAGACCAAGCAAUAUUAAAUGCUGAGAAUUUCAGUUUUGGCUUGCUUAGACCUAAAGUUUCUUACUUUUAACAAGUCACUUUAUGUCAGAUAUUUACAGACUGUUACAAAAUUGACAGGUGGUUGGCAACCCUGAUUUUAAGUCUAUGCCAAAGCAAAGGGCACAUAGCACCAAUCAAUGCCAAAUAAUUAAUCACAAUCAAUUAAAAAUAUACCCCACCGUAACAGGUACUUUACAGUAGUCAGACACAGUUGUUACAUGUAUCUUUUAAUUGGUUAUAUAGGCUAGAUCAAUAUAAAUUAUCCUUUAUUGGCAUAUCUAAAAAAUAUUUGUGAUUAUGAAAAUACAUUUAAUAAGUUAAGUAUGAUACUAUUAUUUUAUAGAAUCAAACUGUUAUAUAUAUAAAUAAUUAUUAUCCAAACUAUGUAGGCUAGCAUAUAUUAUGCAUUAAUUCAAUAUACAUACUUUACAUUAUUACACAUCUUGUCUCAGUAAGAUGGUGUAAAAAUUAGUUAAUCAUCAUCAGUUGCGCUGCAGCCCACGUAGAGCCCUGGCAUGCUCCACCACAUCCUUUCGUUCCGAUCGAUGCUCGGACCCUCAACUGAUGCAAGCCCUUCUCUAAAUCAAUCCAUCUCAGUCUUGGUCAACUGGUGUGCUGUCGGCUUGUAGGUUUUGCAUGUAGAAUAUUUUUGCUGCUAUACAAUCCGGUAUCCUGUCAAUGUGUCCUGUCCAGCUCAGUCUGCCUUUUUUAACUGUUGAGACUAUGGGUGUGUCUUCAAAUCAUUGAUGCAGCUCUUGAUUUUUAUGGAUUCUCCAUCCAUCAUUGUCUAUCACAGGACCAUAUAUUUUCCUGAGGAUUUUCCUCUCUCAUGUGUUGAGCAGGUUCUAUGCUUUUCUGGUGAGUGACCAGAUCACACUUGCGUAUAUUACACCUGUUCUAAUGAUAGUGGUGUAAAUGGCUUUUUUUUUCUUCUUGAUUGGUUUUUGCUACCUAGUAGCUUUUUUAGCCUGAAAUAAGAACAGUUGCCUGUUAUCCUUUCUUUCACCUCUAUCAUUAUUUCAUUGUGCUCAAUUAUAGUAGCCUCUCUUUUAAAGGUGUGGUUUCUUAUUUUGAUGUUUUCACCAGUAUGUGUGUUUAGUGACAUUACCAUAUAGCUUGUCUUUGCUUAAAUUACCAUUUAAUUAUGUCAUUUGCAUAGUGUUUUUCUGAAAGUAGUUUUUGAUGGUUCCACUGGUGCUCACAUAGCUUUGUCUAAUGUGAUGUUAAACACAGGAUACAUGAUUGUGAGUCUCCUUGUCUCCCUCGAGCACCCUCCCUGUAUUUUGAUUCUACUAUAUCAACUACAUCUUGACUUUAACAAACAUUCCAAGUGUUAUUAUUGGUACCAUACCAGAUUUAGUGCUUUAACUUUGGAUUUAACAAUCUUCAUAUGGAUAAGCCUGGUAAUUUUGUUAGGGACUAUGCCUUAAUUUGCAGUUUAUCAUUCAUCUGUUAUUAUUUCAUAAGAAGGACCACACGACAUAAUUGUUAGCUGUAUGAAUUUUUUGCUGUCUCUCAUUUAUGACAGCACAUGCCUCAGAAAUAGGCAUCCAAGUGCACAAAACCUGUGUCUACACGGUAACGUAGGCCUUUGCAUGAUAAUUACAUCAAGGAUGUAUGUGAAACAAGGUAAAGGAAAUCCUGAAAAAACGAUGUAACAAAACAACAAAAAUAUCAGCAAGAAGAAACAUUAAGUUACAACAAUAUAAAAAUUAAAAUAAACACUUAGCUGAAAUAUAUUAUCUGAAGGUACAGCAAGAGGAAUGUAAAAGACCAUUAGUUGGCAAGAGAGUUAAUAUAGGCAAUAGGAGAAGAAAUAGAGGAAAAGUAAGUCCACUUUUGGUUGUAACAAGGAGGGGGCACAGAAAAGUGAAGGAGAAUAUGACAUUCAUGCUAUGUGGUGUCAAGGUCCCAUAGGUGUGUCUAAGUUUGUUCUUUAAGUUCACGCUGCUGAGAUUGUUGGUACAGGAAACAAUUUUGAUGAUGGCCAAGUCACGUAAGCCCUUGUGCUUGCUUUAUUGUAUCUUGACUUAAACAAACAUUCCAAGUGUUAUUGUUGGUACCAGAUUUAGUGCUUUAAUUUUAGCUUUCUAUUAUAUUCUUUUCUAAAAAUAAUAAUUAUUAAAAUAAAAAAUUUGUUCUACUAAGAGCCCAACCAUAAUCCCUGCAAUUAUAAAAGGCAGGCUGCAUUGGAAAGGACACCUUGUUAGGAUGCCAGAUUAUAGAAAAGUAAAGGUACUUUACAGACAAACCAAGGGGCAGGCUGCUCCAACCCAGACUGAGAUGGAUUGAUGAUGAUGAUAUAGCAAUGGAUUUCCUUAAAAGGGGGGUCUGCGUAGAGACAAAAAGUCAUGGAUCUGUCUGAAUGGAGCAUGCCAGAGCCCUUCAUGGACUGUAGCAUCAUUAUUGAUGAUGAUGAUUUCUGUAUUUUUAUGUUGUUAUAAAAAGCAUACAAUUUUGCAACUUGAGGGAAACACAGGUCAGGAUUCACAGUUUUGAUUAGUACAGUUUGUUGGUAAUUAAAUAAUGGGGAGAAAUCUUUGUGAUGGGAAUCCUAAUGUAUUGACCAAAACUCAAUAAUUUUUCCUUAUCCUAGUUUUCAGUCUUUUCUGUUAUGAUGCACUCUGUGGCCUUGGUAAUGCCUUGGAGCUUGAUGGGUACAUCCCAAGCCUUAAAUCAACUAAUUUGACAGAGGUAGAACCAUACUUGAAAACUGCUCAUGGCACAGUGAUAUCCUAUUGGAAUGGAAUUGUCCAUUUUAUUCUAUGUCUCUCAGCCAUUGGACUUUACACUCACAGGUAAAACUUUCCUUAAUAUAAUACGGCAAUUUCUUGAAGAUUUAUUUAAACAUAUUCUUAGUUUUUGAUCACUCUGGCCCUUUAAAAAAAAAAAAAAAUUAGCAUGAAAUGUGGACCUAGGAAUAUUACUUUUAACUUUUGAUUGCUUCACUUGUUUGUACAUAGGGACAGUCACAGGGAAGUGAGUCUCUAUUGGGCAGGCUCCUUAAUUAACAGCAUGGUGGUUCUUUUACCUGGGUGUUUUACUGGUAAGUUAAACUUUGGAUUUGAUGUUAAACUAGAAAACAAAUACACUAUUUUGAUGUUAUAGUCAACAACUUUAAGACUGUUGCUGGGAAAAAAAAGUAUUAUUUCUUCCAAGAAAUUUUCAAAAUAAUCUAUUUACUAGCAUUUUGCUGUUACCUUUGUAUGACAUAUUUGUGUGGGGUGGGGGUGUCAAUUAUUAGACAUGUGACAAAUGUGAAUGAUGACAAUUGUUUAGGAUGUAAGAAGAUGUUAAAUGAGUCAACACACUUGGGUUGAAAUAUAUAUAAAGAUUUAUUGUCUAUGUACACACUUCAAUACAGCUUAUCAAUUUAUAUACCAUCCUGAACAACUAUUAGGAACAUAUUCAACACAUGUCAGGUUCUGUCAAAAGAUCUGCCUGGUUGAAUAUCUAGCGUAGACUAUCAAACACUAACUGCACAACACUACUACUGAUCUACAGAACGGAACUCUACAACUCAACUACUGAACUAAUUCCUGCUAUAUCUCACACAGUAUUCAUACCACCCCACACCUAAACCCACACACUACCCCGCUGACUUGUAUUCCCCAUGUAUAAAAUGGCGAGCUGAGCUUUAAUACCCCCCCCCCCCCACUGUGGCUCUACUUUAUUCUUGAGCUUUCCAAUAAGUUGACAUUUCGUUAUAAAGAGCUAACUUUCAAUAAAACCCACACUCAUGACCUGGACACUGAAUAGUCCAAUAACUUCAGUAUGGAGGGUAAAAUGUUGAACAUCAUCUCUGCAGUGGUUUCAUGGUCUGUAUCUCUAAGGUUUUUGAAAUCAGUUUAUUAUACCAGAUCCCAUUUUAAAAUUUUAGUAUAAUGUUAAACAGGAGUGACCUGCCAUGUUAAAAAUAGCAGCCCGCGAUGCCUAAUUUAACACAAAAACGUAUUAAUUCUUCAUUUAAUAGAUGAGUAGAUUGAUAUAUAAAACAAAAAAAAAGGAUAAUUGGGAGAAAAGAUAAAAUGACAUCACAUUCUUCUACUUUUGCUAUGUUUUAUUUUUUCAUUAUGAGUACCGGGUAUUAAGAAAGAUAGAUAGUUCUAAUGUGCCUCUGGUGCGUUUAAACAAAAAUAGAUUUCAAUAUAAGUUGUAAUUGGCAUGCUGCUCUGUAUCAAUUGGCCAGCAAAGCCUUUUGGGUUGGCCACCUCUGCUGUAAAACAUUUAAUUUUAAACUUAUUGUCUCUUUCAUCCUUUCAUUUAUGUGGGGCUGAGAUUUUAUCAGACAAAAACAUUCUAAUAUAAUAUGCAAAUUUUGCUUAUUCUUAAAUGAGAUACGAAUUAGCCCACUGUGGAAAGCUUAUUAUGUUUGCCUGACUUUUAUUUGUUUGUAACAUUGUUGAUAGGGGAUAUGAGUGCAUGACAAGCUACUUUUUACAGUUUCUCUAAUACUUUAUUUCUUCAUGCCCAGGCUCUGUUAAGAUUUCAACUUACUUCAACAGUGCAUUUGUGGUUUUACCAAUAGUUGUUAUCUUCUACUACAUCCACCACAGUCCUUUGCAGGCUCGAACCUUUUUAAAGGUAAUUGGAACAAUUCUUAGGCAUAAAACACACAUAAUUAUUACACUAAUAAAUAAAUUAUUUAAAUCAAACAUUUUAAUAAUAUUUUGUUUUUGACAGUUCUCCCCUAUCUGGAAGCGGCCAAUAGAUUUAUUUUUUCUCAUCUGCUACAUAUUUUCAAUAGCAGUGGCUGUCUUUCGAGGAUUGGUAAGAAAAAUUACUUUUUAGUGUUGUUUAGUUAGAAUGAUAAUUACAUUUUUACUUAUGCUUUCAUUAUAAUUAUAAACAAAGUUACUUAAAAUUUUUAAUGUUUUUUAAAUUUUAUUUUUUAUUUUAACUUUAGUUGUUAAUAUUAACUUAUGAAAUUCACUAUCUUUCACUAGGCAGUUCUUGGUGGUAGUCCAAAAUGUAUGACCCAGUAUCUGAAAGAAUAUGAGCCAUACCUGUCUGAUCCAUCAAAUUUCCCCAAAUUCCAGGUAAUUUUUAUACCACAAGUCUCAAAUUCUAAAACUGUAAUUACUAUUUACUAAUAUGAAAUUUUCAUUUGCAUAUUUUGUUACAGCUGUUUAAAAAGGAUUACUAAAAAAAAAAUUCCCUUUAAAUAAAGAUUUUCAGUUUUUACUGUUUUUUGGAUUUUUUCCCUUGCUUAAUCUUAUUGUUGGUAUCAUUUUCAGGUUUUGACAUACGAGUACAUUUUCUUAGUAUACUACUUGUUUGCAAUCUAUGGCCUACUCUAUCCAGGACAGCACUGGAUGGCUGACUGGUCUCUUAUACAUGCUGGAGCAUCUGCACAGGUCAAUUUUUAAAAAUAUUACUUCUGUUGUAACUAGUUUUUUUUUUUUAUUGUUCAGUUAUAAAUUUCAUGCCUUAAUUUAUGAUUAUGAAAUAUAUAAUGAAACUUUUAUUGGUUUACUCAGGCCCAGUUCAGCUACAUCUAUGGAUCACUUCAUCCCCGAACACCCAAAGCCUUCCACUCACCACAGGCAGGCAAUCCUGCUAUUGUAUUUUGGGGUGUUAACUUGGCAUUGUUUGUUAUCCCGCAUCUCUUUGCUUGGUGGUGCCAAAGAGACCCCGAAAAUUAUGGUCGGACCUACACUGUGGACCUUGCAACACCAAAGUCAUCGUUUUCUGGACGUUCAGUGAGGUAUCAAAAGAAGAGAGAAUAACUGACAUUGUACUGUUUUGUGUCAUAAUAAAUUAUAUCUUUAGUUAAGACCCUUUAUUCAGGUUUUUAGCCAAUGUCUUACAUUUUAUUUAGGUGCUGUUUAUAAAAAUUUCUUAAGGACCUGAAAUACAAACAUGUGCACUGAAACAUAUUCACAUAAAGAAAUAUAAAACUAAGCGGUUCUGUCAAACAGUUCACUUACAUCAUACAACUUCAUAAUGUAACCUAAGCUUCCAGAGAAUACAUAACCUUCGAAAUGUUGUUUGAUUCUGAAUCUCUUCUAUGGUUUUAAAUCUACUUCCUUUAGUUAGGCUUUGUCGAUUGCUAGUAAAAUGCUAGGUCAGGAAA
This is a messenger RNA of Lymnaea stagnalis (great pond snail), 12611 nucleotides long. Lineage: Eukaryota; Metazoa; Mollusca; Gastropoda; Lymnaeidae. The record is from the annotation of a GenBank genome assembly.